AUGAAGGAUGACGAGAUCGAGGAGGAAGACGACAACUAUGGGAUUUACAGUCUGGGCAAAGGGCAGGCUGAGCCAUAUGUUGUUGAUGUACUGGUGAGCAAUGAAAGUCUAAAUAUGGAAGUAGAUACUGGUGCUGCAGUUAGUGUAAUGAAUAAGGAUACAUAUACAUUAUUGAAGAAAAAACACCCAAACCUAGAGCUGAAGGAAUCAAAGGUAAGACUAAAUACCUAUACGGGAGAGCAAGUUAACGUUUUGGGUCAGCUGGAGACUUCGGUGAAGUAUGAAGAUCAAGAAGGCGUAUGGUCUUUACUAGUCAUAACGGGGAAGGGCCCUAACUUGAUUGGCAGAAAUUGGCUCCAAAAGAUUAAAAUAAAUUGGAAGAAUAUAUUUCAGUUAAAAGAGGACAAGAAUACCUCAGUCAAAGUUAAUAAGUUACUUGAGAAGUAUGAGAAAGUGUUUCAUGAAGAGUUAGGAACAUUUUCUGGUUCCAAAGCCAAAAUAUAUGUGGCUGAGGAUGCAAGUCCAAAGUAUUACAAGGCAAGACCUGUUCCCUAUGCAUUGAGGGAAAAAGUAGAAAAGGAGUUAGAAAGAUUCCAAGAAGAGGGAACUAUAGAGCCUGUCCAGUUUGCAGAUUUGGCAGCCCCAAUCGUACCAAUCGUUAAGGAUGAUAAGUCGAUAAGAAUUUGUGGGGAUUAUAAAGUAACUGUAAACCAAGCUGCAAAGUUAGACAAUUACCCGAUUCUCAAGGCAGAAGAUCUUUUUGCCACUUUAAGUGGUGGCGAGAAAUUCACCAAUCUGGAUAUGAGUCAAGCCUAUCAACAAAUCUUAUUGGAGGAUGAAUAA
Messenger RNA from Paramuricea clavata, 843 nucleotides. The record is from the annotation of a GenBank genome assembly. Lineage: Eukaryota; Metazoa; Cnidaria; Anthozoa; Malacalcyonacea; Plexauridae.